Messenger RNA from Fusarium mangiferae, 570 nucleotides. RefSeq lists its product as uncharacterized. Gene Ontology annotation, molecular function: acyltransferase activity, transferring groups other than amino-acyl groups. The record is from RefSeq and is a predicted model, not a curated record. NCBI's taxonomy places the organism in Eukaryota, Fungi, Ascomycota, Sordariomycetes, Hypocreales, Nectriaceae. The transcript is spliced from 2 exons. Bases 1 to 570 code for a protein of 189 amino acids.
AUGGGCUCCCACGACUCUCUGAACCAGGCUGAAGGUGCUCCCCGGUUCUGGUACCGUGAUAACUUCUUCCUCACAAACGACAAGUCCUAUCUGUGUCCCCAAACUUUCAACAAGUCUCUCGAUGACAAUUGGUGGAGCAGUCCCUUGCCGCAAGGACAACUCCAAAGAGUGCUGGAUAACUGCUUGACUCUGGCGGUCUACUAUACUCCCCAGACUGCCGAAGAGAUGAAGAGGAAUGGCAUCGCUCAACCCAAAGAUGGCUCUCCGCAUAAGAUGGUCGGCUUCGCUCGUGUAGUGACCGACUAUGUGACGCUGGCCUACCUCACAGACGUAUUUGUCCUUGAGGAAUUCCAGCGGCGAGGCUUAGCAUCAUGGCUGAUGAAGGCUCUCAAGGAGAUAGUCGACGAAUGGAAGCACAUGCGUGGCCUUCUCCUUAUGACACACGACCAAGCCGCAGCUCGUUUAUAUCAAAGGGAGUUAGGUGCUCAAGAGUUCGAAAAGGGACCAUCAGCCGGGCUAGUAAUGCUCGAGAUGGCUGGUCCAGCCGAGAAGCCCACACCCAAGCAUUGA